UCUCUCCCUUCCCUCAGCCUCCCACGUCCGCAGGGUCCGCGUGCCGUCCCAGGCCUCUGACGUAGACCAGUUCCUCGACGACCUGUUCAUGCCCGUGUUGAACUCUCAGCUGGACGAGCUCUCCGACGCCCGUUCCCUCGCCGCCUCCAUCAAGGGCGGCGGCAGGAGAGGAGGGGCGACUCAAGGAUUCGAGGUUUCCCAUGAGGACGAGGGGGACUUGGAUUAUGACGAGAGUAUUGUCUUGGCGAGAACGCGCCAAGGCUCCUUCAGAAGGCAGAGUCUCCUCCAGACGCUGCAGGACGUUGACCUGAACGAGUCCCUGACGGCCCUGACCACGGCGCCCCUGCUGGAGGAGGCGCUCAAGGGCGGAGGCCAGGGCGCCGCGGAAGUCGAGACCGGGGCGCCGCCGCAGCCGGGGGCGGGCGGCGGCUUCUUCCCCAACGUGUCCCUGUCGGGGGCGCCGGGCUCGCCUCCGCCCUUCGCCAUGCCCAACACCAUGCCCCUCUACACGCCCGGAGGCGUGAACGUCCCGGGCCUCCAGCAGCAGCAGCAGCAGCAGACGCCACAGGCCACGAACAUGACGCCCAACCAGAUCCUCGUGUACCAGCAGAAUGUACAGCGCGCCUUCCUGCAGUCCGCUGUGGCCCAGAACAUCCAGAUCCAGCAACACCUGAUGGCACAGAACCAGGCGCUGCAGCAGCUCCUGUCGCAGUCAGUGCCGCACAUGGGCAUGGCAUCCCGGGACUUUAACCCUCAGAGUGCCCUCGGCCUAAAUAUACUUGGCAUGAUGUCCAUGUCUGGCUUGCCCAUGGCGACUGGCAUGCCCUUGUCGGGGAUGCCGGGCUUGUCAGGGAUGCCGGGCUUGUCAGGGAUGCCCGGCUUGUCAGGGAUGCCCAUGGCUUCUGGAAUCCCCAUGACGCCGGCAAUGCCCAUGACAGCGGGUAUGGCCAUGUCACCAGGCAUGCCGAUGGCCUCUGGUAUGCCCGCGGGCUUAUCGGUGUCAUCGGGCAUGCCCAUGACGACUGGCGUACCCAUGUCCCCUGGGCUUCCCACGACGCCAGUGCCCCCUGCGGGCAUGAAUGGCAUCGCAGGCUUGACAAGCGUCCCGGGCAUGACAGGGACCCCAGAUGAAUCCCAGGUUGGCAGGGCUCACUACCGGGUGGGCGGGGACACGUACUCGCUCCCCCAGAGGCGCGGCGUCGGCAGCAGCAACAAGGUGUCGUUCCAAGAGCCCGAGCAGAGCGAGCUGUGGAGCACCGAGAAGGCCGGGAGCGCCGAAGGAGGCAAGGAAGGGGCGCAGGGAGGCAGCCAGAGACCCGCCGUCCCCUCGAUGUCCCCGCCUCCGCCCUUGGUGAUGCUGAGUCCGGGCAGCUCGGCGCCGAUGUUCUCGCAGGCGGCGGCCCUGUCCUCGCCCGUGCAGGACCAGUCGUCCAAGAAGACCUCGAACGCCUCCGAUGACGCCAAGAUGUUCCACGACUUUAGCAUAGGACCUGGGUCUCCGGGCUCGCUUGGCUCGCCUCCAGGAAACGCCUUCGGAGCCACCGAGUCUCCGUGGGGGGGCGUGGUGCCGCCUCCCCCGCCCAUGCCGACGCACCUGCAAGGGGAGGAUGGCCAGGGUGGCUUCAUGGACCCUUACCAGCGAGCCAAGACCGUCAGGAUAGGCAAGUGGCGCUGGCCUCCUCCCAAGGGCGAGGAGGACCCCAACGACUCCUUCCUGCAGUUCAAGAUCAGGCAGCAGAGCAGGAAGACCUCCAAGCAGAGCGACGGAAGGGACUCGCAACGCCCAAGCCGCGACGAGAGCUUCGGCGUGGAGUGGGAGGAGUUCGAGAUGGGCGGCAUCCCGAGCAGCGCCGAGCAGAGCCCCCGCAAGGACAGCCAGGAGAAGAUCCAGAUGCACAUGCAGCAGAUGCACAUGCAGCAGAUGCACAUGCAGAUGCAGAUGGAGCUACAGGCGCAGCAGCAGACCAACGGCUUCGGCCCUAUAUCCCCGAGGGACGCGACGGACGGCAAGGAGGAGAAGAAGGAGAAGGAGAAGAGUGCCCCACGCAGGCGGAGGGACUCGUGGGACAACCCCAUGGACGAGGGGAAGUCGCCGGGCAUCGGGAAGCUCAAGAUUUCGCGCGAGAUGAGGGAGAAGCUGGAGGCGCUCACGUCGUCGCAUCCGUCCAGAUCCAAGAAGAGCCCGACCCAGAAGCAGACGCGCGGCGUCCCCAAGAAGCUGGAGGCGCACCGCCAGUACCUCCUUCAGCACCAGCUGGAGGGCGACAAAUGGGACACCGUGGACUCGUCGAAGGGCGUGUCGUCCAAGGGCGAGAAGGGCGCCGUGCCCCCGCCGCCGCCCAUCGCCCCGCCCAACGCCUUCUCGGGCAGCUCGCGGGCGGACGUCAGGUACCACCGCUCCAAGUCCCCGGACCCGUCGGUGUCGUCGCAGGAGAGCUCGCCGGUCAUCCCGCAGCCGAGGUCGCCGCCGCCGCCCAUCCAGCCGUCGGGCUUCCGCGGCGGCAUCGAACUGCGCGUCGAGGCCAGCGAGCGCCGCACCUCCGUGUCCACCAUGCACACCGAGAAGACGGAGCAUUUCGAGCUGGAGGAAUCGUCCGAGUUCCUGCAGCCGGUGGACCAAGCGCCGAUCCUCGUGGACAAGGAGAUGGAGAAGAGGUCCUACGAGGCUAUGAAGACCCGUCUGCUCCCGGCGCCGCACAGCCCCCACCUCACGUACUCGCGCGUCCCUUGGUCGCUCACCCUCAGGAAGGAGGUGUUCGCUCCAGGGGAGACGCUGCACGGAGAUGCCCUCCACCUGGUCUUCUGUCAAGUGGUUCUCGACGUGUACGCAGGAAAUACGCCCAGGAUCACACACGAGCAGCGCACGCACAUGAGGAAGAUCAUGGACAACCGCGGCAUCACCCCCAACAACACCUUCUCGCAACACCACAAGACGAACGUGAAGCGCGAGAUCGUCGACUUGGCUAAGUCUUGGCCGCUCUACUUCGCCGCCAUUUUCCCUGUUACGGGUUCGCGCAAGGCCGGCGACGUGGAGCUGGUGGCCGUGUCCCACUCGGGCGUCCGGCUGCUCCGCCGCGACCACAACCACCUCUCGGUUCUCAACUCGUACAGCCUGGAGGAGGUGGAGGAGGCCGAGUGUCCCCGCGCGGGCUCGCUUCGCCUGACGGUGUCCGGGGGCGGCCUCAUCGUGCUGUACACCCCGAGGGCGCGACAGAUCGCCGCCAUCCUCAACAAGUACACAGCCUCGGCGCCGGGAAGCCGCGAGUUCGUGCGCGCCAUCGCCGACUACAUGACGACGGGCUCGACGCUCCUCAACUUCAAGAAGGGAGACAUCAUCAGAAUCAUCAUCACGGACCAGUACGGCGACAAUGGCUGGCUCCAGGGCACGCUGGACGGGCGCUCGGGGCUGUUCCCGAUGGAGUACGUCGUGCCCAUCGGCCGCUCGGAGGCCAGGAGCGCCGCCAAGGAAAGGAUCAAUCACGUGAAGCCGGAGGACGCCAUCGACCCGGGGCUGAUCGAGAACGAGUCGGAGGUCCGCAGCGCCGUGAGCGGGACCACCUCGACGUGGACGCAGCCGCCGCAGCACGUGAGCCACAACCACAACCACAACCUGAACCACAACCACAACCACACCCUGAGCCACGACGAUUCGGGCCACUCGUCGGGCGGCGAGGGCGGCGGCGGGGGGCGCUCGGGCAGCGGGGCGAGCGGCAGCGGCAGCCAGCCCGUGGUGCAUGACGGCAAGCACUCGCUCCUGCAGUUCGCCCUCCAGCACUUCCGCAUGUCCAAGGAGCAGGGCAUCGUGCAGUCCGACGGCACGCUGCAGGCCGGCAAUAACAAGAACAAGAAGAAGAAGACCAGCAAGGACCAGGUCGCUGAGUGGACGUGGAAGGAGCAGGUCGAGAUGGUGAAGUUCAGCCAGUCGCCCUUGACCGCGUCGCUGCUGCCCCUCGUGCCGGAGCUGGACAACCUGGCCAUCGAGACCUUUGUGGCCGUCAUGCGCUACAUGGGCGACUACCCCAUGGCCCCCCAGCAGACGGAGGUCCACUGCGUCUACACGAUCCUCAUGAACUGCCACAAGCACCACGCGCUCCGGGACGAGGUCUACUGCCAGAUCAUGAAGCAGACCACCAACAACAAGUCCUCCAUCCCCGACUCCUGCCAGCGCGGGUGGAGGCUGUUCUCCAUCGUCGCCGCCUACUUCACCUGCUCCGAGAACCUCAAGCCUUACCUCUUCAAGUAUUUGGAAACCGCGGCUUACGAUAAGAGGAGAGCGUAUCACGGCACAUCGAUGGUUUGUCUGCAAAACCUCCGCAAGACCUUCAAGUACGGAGGUCGCAAGAAUGUGCCAAGCAUCGAGGAAAUCACAGCCAUCACCGCGGGAAGGAACUCCAAGAGGCAGAUCUACAGGCUUCCGGGCGGCACUGAGAGGGUCAUCAACACUAAGAGCACUUCGGUCGUCCAGGACAUCAUCGAAGAGAUGUGCAGCCUCAUAGGCGUACGAAAUCCCAACGAACAGGAGGAGUACAGCUUGUAUUGCAUCGUCGAGGGAGACACCUUCACCAUGCCGCUGGCCAGGGAAGAGUAUAUUCUUGACGUCACGACAGAACUCUUGAAGAACCAGCAGGUCUUCUACCUGAUCUUCUGCCGGAGCGUGUGGUACUACCCCCUCCGCUCGGACAACGCCCUCUAUUACGAGGUCGUCUUCAACCAGAUUGCGCCGGACUACCUCGAGGGGCUGCUGCUCGUCACGCCCGGGGAACAGCUGCAGCAGGAUGUCAUUUACGACAUCGCCAAGGUCGCCGCCCUUCUCCACCGCGCCGCUGACCUGGAGGACGUCCCCACGAUGAAGGAGGUCAAGUACCUGCUCCCGAAGCCGGCGCUGACGGUGCGGGACGUGAAGCCUCCGCAGUGGGUCAACAUGGUGCAGUCAGCGUGGCCGGAGGUGUCGGCGCUCACCAGCCUGCAGGCGAAGGCGCAGGUUCUGGAAAUCCUGCAAUCGUGGCCGCUGUUCGGGUCGUCCUUCUUCGCGGUGAAGCGAGUGACGGAGCCCAAGGAGCGCUCCGACCACAUCCUCGCCCUCAACAAGCACGGCGUCCACUUCCUCGACCUCCUCACGCAUGAGACCCUGAUCAAGUACAGCCUGGCCGAGGUGAUGAGCACGCGCAAAGUGAAGAGCGAGGACGAGCUCUACCUGGACAUGAAGUGCGGCAACCUGAUGCAGCAGCGAAUCACGCGCAUCCAGACCGAGCAGGCGCACGAGAUCUCUCGCCUCAUCCGUCAGUACAUCACGAUCGAGCAGCGCACGACCGGCCACUCCCGAGGCGACAACCCCAAGGACGUGACGCUCUCCAGAUGAGUCCCGCGCGAGGGCGAGGACGGAGGCCGGGCCACUCUGACGGAGGCGCAGGGGAGGUUGUUUUAGACUUGCGUCCCCGAGAAGUGGAUGUGAAGGAAGACAUUUCGAGGGCGGCAAGGCUCUUGGUUGGGCUAAAUACCGGAGAGACUGCUACAUAUAUAUAUAUAUAUAUAUAUAUAUAUAUAUAUAAAGAUCAUAUCAUAUAUCAUAAGUGGAACGAAAAUACUUCUAUGUAAUUGCAAUAAUGAACCCUCAGUCUUACGCACCCAUGUACAGUCUUUCCCAAGAGAGGAAAAGGACGGCAUGAAUGCUCAAGUACACGAUUUUUUAAUGCCAUGUAAGUAUUGAUUUAGGCGAGUGUGGGUGCUACAUUGGUGUGAGUGUUAUCACAUCACAUGGUUGUAUUCCCCGUAGUGACAGACCGUCGUUCAGUGACGUUUCCCACUACAGGGGGAGUCGAGAACCUAAACUCCAGUAUUUGACUUUUUUAUCGUGAAUGAGAUGAUGAUGAUGAAGGUUUUCGUUGUUGUUGUUUUUUUUAUAUUGUGAGAUAGACUUUUUUUAAUGUGCUGACUUGACCUUCUUUUGGGUUAAAAAAAAAAAGACGUUUUAUGCGAUUUUUACAUGAUUCUGAUCGCGUUUUUUGAGAUGGUUUAUAGCUAGUAUAUGGUAUAUCUGUGUGAGAAGAGAUGGUGCAUCGUGACUGAAGUGUGCAUGUCAAAGAGAAUGAUAAAAACAAGUGUGAAGUGUGACUCUGAUAGAAAGUUAAGUACUGAUGCCAUAUAGCCUGUAUGAUAUAAGAUUUUUUUUUUUUACUCCGCAUCAAAUGAUUUUUCCCUCCCUCCUGCAUCAUUUAUUUCCUGUCGUGUAUGUCUUUUCUAAGAAGAUUUUUUUUCAUGAUAGAUUAUUUAUGGUAUCUAAGAUUUACCAUUGACGGUAAUACUGACUUUUUUCCAACCAUUUUUGCUGGUUUUAGAAAAGUCUCUGAAUAUGCUUUGAAAGCUCGUGUUUACCUCAGCACGAAUUUCUCGAUCGACAAUGUUCACGAAACGACGAAAGUGAGACGGAGAAUUAUGCAGGAUUUGGAGAGAGAAAAUGUAUGUGUAUAUAAAAUAGAAUUCUGAUUAUUUAUUUAUAAGUUGACAAUGUGCAUGGCUAAAAUUAUAUGUAAAGACGCUGUCCAUUAUACAGAGCGAAAGAAUGUUAAGAGAUUUUUAAGGGUUUAAAAAAUGCAUUUAUUUGCAAUAUUUUUAUCUGAGAAAUUUUGCAGCUGCCGUGCACUGCUCAAAGAUGUGAUCAAUGUAUAUGUCUGACUUUGUUAUAUUGUUACAACAAUUUACUAACUAUACUAUAUUUUAUUUUCAUAUGCUUAUUCGGCACUUUGUCUGUAAAGCUUUCUCCUAACAAUAAAUUUGAAUAUUUUGA
Messenger RNA from Penaeus chinensis, 6784 nucleotides. RefSeq names its product unconventional myosin-XV-like. Gene Ontology annotation, cellular component: cytoskeleton. Gene Ontology annotation, molecular function: protein binding. The record is from RefSeq and is a predicted model, not a curated record. Lineage: Eukaryota; Metazoa; Arthropoda; Malacostraca; Decapoda; Penaeidae.